GACAUCAUGCACGGAAUCUUCGGGAUGACUGACGAGGGGCUGAUGGAGUGCAUGUACCAGGUGUUCGACAUGGACCAGGACGGCGUGGUCGGGCCCGAGGAGUUCGUGGUGGGCAUGUCGGCCUUCCUCCGGGGCACGCUCGACGAGAAGAUCGACUACUGCUUCAGCGUGUACGACCACAACAGCGACGGCUUCGUGUCCCGCGACGAGAUGUUCCACCUCCUGAAGUCCGCCGUCGUGAACCUGCCGCCCGGGGAGGAGCUCGAGGAGGUCGUGAAGGACAUGGUCGACAUGGUGAUGCGGCGGCUGGACGCGGACCACGACGGCCGAGUCAGCUUCGAGGACUACGCCGCGGCCGUCAGCGCCGAGCCUCUGCUACUGGAGGUGUUCGGGCCCGUGCUCCCGGAUAACCAGGAGAAGGAGGCAUUUCUCAACACUUUCUUAGACAAAUACGGCCUGCGUUCUCAGCAGAUUUGAACGCACGACUCUGAAAUGUAUCUGAUCAGCUACAUAUCUUUAGAAAUGAAAAAAAAAAAACGGUAAUAAUAAUAUAAGAAAUCAUAUCAUUUUCACAACUAAAUGGACUGUAAUGCUUACGAUUUUCAUGAAAUUCAGUAAACAAAUAUAUCAAGAGAAUAAGAAUUGAACACACAAAGAUAGAUUAACAAAUAGAGAAACGAGGCAAAAUAUACAUUACAGAAUUCAAAACAUUUAUUCAUUUUUUUUUUUUUUUUUUUUUUUUUUGAGAAGGGGAAAUAGGACUGUAUAUGUACUGUUAUCAACUUUAUCGUUAUUAUCAUUAUUAUUGUCGCUACCAGUGUUACUCAUAGUGUUAUGGACUGUAACUAUGUAUUGCUAAUAAAGUGAUUAUUUGUACUACUAUUUUCUUUAUUAUGAUCAUCAUUAUGACGUCAUUACCAUUUUUAUUAUUUCUAUUUUAGAAGUUUCUGU
This is a messenger RNA of Penaeus chinensis, 951 nucleotides long. Its product is annotated as EF-hand calcium-binding domain-containing protein 1-like. The transcript has 4 exons. The record is from RefSeq and is a predicted model, not a curated record. Bases 7 to 477 code for a protein of 156 amino acids. Lineage: Eukaryota; Metazoa; Arthropoda; Malacostraca; Decapoda; Penaeidae. Gene Ontology annotation, molecular function: calcium ion binding.